AUGUUAUUAAAGCUAAUUAUAUUAGUUUUAAUAGCAGUAUUAAUAUACUUCAUCCUUAAAUUUUCUGUCAAGUCCAUUCUCAGCAGCUAUGCCGAAGUACAAGAACAGAAAGGCAUUUUUUCAUAUGAACAUAUUCAAUUCAAGAAUAAAGGUGUCAACGUCAUUCUAAAAGAUGUUAGUUUAUUCAUAAAUCCAAUCGCCUUCUUCACGAAUUCAAUAUAUUUGCUGUGGUUUGAUGCCAAAUCGAUAGCUGUUGAUGGUUCAUCAAUUGAGUCAUCGCAAACAGACAAACCAGCUGAGAAAGAAGAAAAGGAACCAGAUUACGUCCAUACAACCCUUCUAACUCUUUUUGGAUAUUCAAUAAUAAAGAGGAUUCAUCUUUCAAUUGAGAAUCUGAUACUCAGUCUUCAAAUUUUUGACUUAUCGAUUAACGCCCGCGGUCUCGUCAAUUAUAUAAAAAUUGAGGUUAAGAAUUGA
Molecule: messenger RNA, 477 nt
Organism: Trichomonas vaginalis G3
Lineage: Eukaryota; Parabasalia; Trichomonadida; Trichomonadidae
Product: pollen tube development protein family
Exons: 1
Coding region: 1-477 (158 amino acids)
Source: RefSeq, a predicted model, not a curated record